AUGGAAGCAGAAACGGGUGAAAAAGAUAUGGUGAGGGCAGUUAGUGAUGGAAGGAGGAGGAAGAGUUUUGCAGAGUUGAUCGAAAAAUCGGCAAGCUUCCAUGAGAGAAGCGAUGAAGAGGAGGCGAAAUGGGAGGCGUUAUGGAGGCUUCCAACAUAUGAUAGAAUGAGAAAAGUGAUUUUAAAGCAAGUUCUUGAUAAUGGAAAAGCAGAGUAUGAAGAAGUUGAUAUCAACAAGCUUGGAGUAGAGGAAAAGAAGCAUCUUUUGGAGAGCAUAAUAAAGACUGCUGAAAUAGACAAUGAGAAUUUUCUCCAAAAAAUGAGAGACAGAAUUGAUAGGGUAGGAAUUGAGAUUCCUAAGAUUGAAGUCCGGUUUGAGAAUCUAUCAGUUGAAGGGGAUGCAUAUGAUGGAACCAGGGCUUUGCCAACACUAAUCAAUGCUACCCUCAAUAUAAUUGAAGGACUUUUGGGUUAUAUCAAGAUUUUGGCAUUUAAGAAAAGGGUUGUGAAGAUUCUCAAAGAUGUUAGUGGAAUUGUAAAACCAUCAAGAAUGACUUUAUUACUGGGACCUCCAGGUUCAGGAAAAACUACACUGCUUCAGGCACUUUCUGGGAAAAUGGACAAGGAUCUAAGGGUAUCAGGAAGAGUGACUUACAAUGGUCAUGAGUUGUCAGAAUUUGUUCCUCAAAGAACAUGCGCUUAUAUUAGUCAGUAUGAUCUUCAUCAUGGAGAAAUGACAGUGAGAGAGACGCUGGACUUCUCCGGACGCUGCUUAGGUGUUGGAACAAGGUAUGAUAUGUUGAUAGAAUUAUCAAGACGAGAAAAAGCAUCAGGUGUCAAACCAGAUCCUGAAAUAGAUGCUUUCAUGAAAGCCACGUCAAUGGAAGGUCAAGAAACGAGUCUUGUUACAGAUUAUAUUCUCAAGAUUCUUGGGUUGGAAAUGUGUUCUGAUAUUUUGGUGGGAGAUGAGAUGAGAAGGGGCAUAUCAGGUGGACAAAAGAAGCGUUUAACCACUGGUGAGAUGUUGGUGGGACCGGCAAAAGCCCUCUUUAUGGAUGGAAUUUCUACUGGUUUGGAUAGUUCUACAACCUUCCAAAUUGUCAGGUUUAUGAGGCAGAUGGUUCAUAUCAUGGAUGUCGCUAUGAUAAUCUCACUUCUUCAACCCGCACCAGAAACAUAUAACCUUUUUGAUGACAUAGUAUUACUUUCAGAAGGUGAGAUUGUCUAUCAAGGUCCACGUGAGAGUGUUCUAGAUUUUUUUCAAAGUGUGGGCUUCAAGUGCCCAGAAAGGAAAGGAAUUGCAGACUUUUUACAAGAGGUAACUUCUAGAAAGGACCAAGAACAGUACUGGUUUAGAAGGGACAUACCUUAUCAGUACGUUAGUGUGCCUGAUUUUGUAACCCACUUCAACAAUUACCGCAUUGGUAAACAACUUCAUGAAGAGAUUCAAGUUCCCUUUGAUUCUAGUAAAACUCAUCAUGCUGCAUUAGUGAAGGAAAAGUAUGGAAUCCCCAAAUGGGAACUUUUCAAGGCAUGUUUUUCAAGAGAAUGGCUAUUCAUGAAGCGUAGCUAUUUUGUUUACAUAUUUAAGACUUUUCAGAUUACUAUCAUGUCUAUAAUUACAAUGACAGUAUUUUUUAGAACAAAAAUGGAGCAUGGUCAACUUGAGGAUGGGGGGAAAUAUUAUGGUGCACUGUUUUUCAGUCUUAUUAAUGUGAUGUUCAACGGAGCAGCAGAACUUGCAAUGACUGUUAACAGAAUUCCUGUUUUCUUCAAGCAGAGAGAUUUCUUAUUUUAUCCCGCAUGGGCUUUUGCACUGCCCAUUUGGGUCCUCAGAAUUCCUCUCUCUAUAGUGGAAUCGGUAUUAUGGAUCAUCCUCACUUAUUAUACUAUCGGUUUUGCUCCAGCACCUAGUAGGUUUUUCCGUCAACUACUAGCAUUCUUCUGUGUGAAUCAAAUGGCUCUAUCCCUUUUCCGGUUCAUUGCUGCAAUUGGAAGGACAAGAGUUGUGGCUAACACAUUUGCUUCCAUAACUAUUUUAGUUGUUUUCGUCCUAAGUGGAUUUACUGUUUCAAGAGAUGAUAUUGGGCCAUGGAUGAUAUGGUGCUAUUAUGCUUCCCCUAUGAUGUAUGGAAUGACUGCAAUAAGCAUCAAUGAAUUUCUAGACAAAAGAUGGAGUACUCCUAAUAUGGACCCUAGAAUUGAUGAACCCACAGUUGGGAAGGCAUUACUUAAGGCCAGAGGCAUAUUUACAGAAGACUAUUGGUAUUGGAUAUCUAUCGGUGCUCUUAUUGGAUUUUCUCUACUGUUCAAUGUCUGUUUCAUUCUUGCUCUAACUUACUUGGACCCAUUCAGAAGCUCAAAAUCUAUCUUGGUGGAACAAGAAGACAAUAGGGACACCACACCGGCAUCCUCCUCACUGAAAAGAACAACAGGAGAAAUGACAGAGAGUUCAGCUUCAAAUGUUGAAUUGUUUGAAGGUGUUGACAUGGAAGUAAGAAACAACACACGUAGCUCUAUUCCUAAAGCUGCAAAGAAUGCAAAAUUCAGGAAGGGAAUGGUGUUACCCUUCCAGCCUCUGUCACUUGUUUUUGAAAAUGUGAAUUAUCAUAUCGAUAUGCCAAAUGAAAUGAAGAAGCAAGGAAUUGAAGCGAAUAGACUCCAACUACUAAGAGACAUAAGUGGUGCUUUUAGGCCUGGAAUUUUAACAGCAUUAGUUGGUGUAAGUGGUGCAGGAAAAACAACUUUGAUGGAUGUGCUUGCAGGAAGGAAAACAAGUGGUCACAUAGAAGGAAGUAUCAGCAUAUCGGGUUAUCACAAGAACCAAGCAACUUUUGCUCGGAUUAGCGGUUAUUGUGAACAAAAUGAUAUCCACUCUCCCAAUAUUACAGUUUAUGAAUCGCUUCUGUUUUCUGCUUGGUUGCGGCUCAGUAAAGAGGUCGAUAUAGAAACACGAAAGAUGUUUAUUGAGGAAGUUAUAGAGCUAGUUGAGUUACAUCUAGUGAGAAAUUUCUUAGUCGGCCUUCCUGGAAUAGAUGGCUUAUCAACUGAGCAGAGAAAGAGGCUCACCAUUGCUGUAGAAUUAGUUGCGAAUCCUUCCAUUAUCUUUAUGGAUGAACCAACAACUGGUCUUGAUGCUAGAGCUGCAGCGGUUGUUAUGCGUACAAUUAGAAACACAGUGGAUACAGGGAGAACUGUUGUGUGCACAAUUCAUCAACCAAGCAUUGAUAUAUUUGAACAUUUUGAUGAGCUGCUUUUGUUGAAGACGGGUGGACAAGUGAUAUAUGGUGGUCCUCUAGGUCAAAAUUCUGAGAAACUUAUCGAGUACUUUGAGGCUAUUACAGGAAUUCCAAAGAUUGAAGAUGGAUACAAUCCAGCUACAUGGAUGCUGGAGAUCACUUCUCCUGUGGUUGAGUCUCAGCUUGCUAUAGAUUUUGCGGAAUUAUACAAUAAGUCAAGCCUUUACGAAAAGAGCCAUGAACUUAUCAAGGAACUAUCCACACCAGCACCUGGAACAAAGGACCUUUACUUUCCAUCUAAAUACUCACAACCAUUUCUUACUCAAUGCAAUGCUUGCUUCUGGAAACAGUACUGCUCCUAUUGGAGGAAUCCGCAGUACAAUGCCAUCAGAUUCUUCAUCACAAUAGUUAUUGGUGUUUUGUUUGGACUUAUUUAUUGGAAAAAAGGAGAUAAGAUACAAAAGGAACAAGACCUUUUAAAUCUUGUUGGAGCUAUGUAUUCCUCGGUUAUUUUCCUUGGUGCAUCCAACACUAGCAGUGUGCAACCUAUUAUUGCAAUAGAAAGAACAGUUCUCUACCGUGAAAGAGCAGCUGGAUUGUACUCAGAACUGCCCUAUGCAAUUGGUCAGAUUGCGAUUGAAGUAAUUUAUGUUUCAAUCCAAAGUCUGAUAUACUCCACUAUCCUGUACUGGAUGAUUGGGUUCGAACCACAAGUCGAAAACUUCUUUUGGUUCUACUUCUUCAUAUUCAUGUCCUUUAUCUACUUCACACUAUAUGGAAUGAUGACAGUGGCCCUGACACCAAGCCACCAAAUUGCUGCCAUCGUGAUGUCUUUCUUCAUCAGUUUUUGGAACCUAUUCUCUGGUUUUCUUAUUCCAAGAACGCAAAUUCCAAUAUGGUGGAGGUGGUAUUAUUGGGCAUCUCCCGUGGCAUGGACUAUAUAUGGACUGGUGACAUCCCAGGUGGGUGAUAAGAAUAGUCCAAUAGAGGUACCUGGAGAUAGGCUCAUGACAGUAAAAGAUUAUCUUGAGAGGCGAUUGGGCUUUGAACAUGACUUCCUUGGAUUUGUUGUUUUGGCUCAUAUUGCUUUUUGCCUUCUCUUCCUUUUUGUAUUUGCGUACAGCAUCAAGUUUUUAAACUUCCAGAAACGAUAA
Vicia faba (fava bean) is the source of this 4392-nucleotide messenger RNA. Lineage: Eukaryota; Viridiplantae; Streptophyta; Magnoliopsida; Fabales; Fabaceae. The record is from the annotation of a GenBank genome assembly.